Messenger RNA from Neoarius graeffei (lesser salmon catfish), 3983 nucleotides. It is a transcript of the gene b4galt3, whose product is annotated as UDP-Gal:betaGlcNAc beta 1,4- galactosyltransferase, polypeptide 3. The coding region runs from base 745 to 1992 and encodes 415 amino acids. The transcript has 8 exons. Gene Ontology annotation, biological process: carbohydrate metabolic process; galactosylceramide biosynthetic process. Lineage: Eukaryota; Metazoa; Chordata; Actinopteri; Siluriformes; Ariidae. Gene Ontology annotation, molecular function: glycosyltransferase activity. The record is from RefSeq and is a predicted model, not a curated record.
CUCGUGAUGAUAAACACGUUCCAUAUUAAGGUUAUUGAUCAAUCCAGAUGUGUGUGUCUGGGGGGGAAUGAUGCGCGCUCGUGUAUACAUCCGGGUUCAAACUGGAAAACACUGGAGAAAUGCAGUGCAAUUAAUAAGGCAUGCGUUUUAAGUACUGAAAAUUCGCCAUACCCUUUGUUUUUUGUUUAGAAGAAGAAGAAGAAGCGUGCAUUCUUCUUGUUUAGAGAUGAAGCAAUGCUGCGAAAUUGAUUCACCUGUAAGCGUUUGUGCUGUGUGUUAAUAUGAGUGGACCAAACAGGCAAAAACAGAUUGAAGAUACGGAUUUAACACUACAUGCUUUCUCUCUGGCAUGUGUACUGCACACUCCGCUGGCUGAGCUGUUGCUUCUCGGAUGAAUGAAGGCGCGUCACUGCGUUGCUCCCUCAACAUGGCCGUCACCGCACAGCAGCAGCAGCUGUGUGUCAGCACCUUGGACAUGGACGCCUGAUCAGUGACACUUUCACUCUCGAGGAUGUGCAGAACGAGGCCUGGUUGCUUGGGGUUCUGUUUUGCUGUGGACAUGAUCACCGACAACCGAUAAAAUCAUAGCCAGUGUGAUUCGGCCUCAGCCAGUGUGCAAGCCUCGGGCUGGAUUUGAGAACCGGUGCUUAAAGAGCUUGUACAGGAUGUACAAUGUUCUGUUGCGUGCCAGAAGAAGAGGAGGCUGAGCACUCUGACUAGUGUGGAUGAGAGCACAGUGCCGUGAUGCUGUGCUGUGGCCGAGCUCUGGACUCCCCCUGUACUCUAGCUCUGCUGGUGGGCUUUCAGUUUGCAUUUGUGCUCUAUUUCUCCUUGGGAGGCUUCCGUGGCCUCGUCUCUGUUCUGGUGCACUCCUCAGAACCUGAGUUUGACUACUCUCGGCCACAUGACGUCUACACUAACCUCAGCCAGCUCAGUGCCCUGCUGCUCCCUCACCCCAGCAGAGCCGAACAGCAGCUCAGGGGCUGCUUGCUGCCAUCACCACUGCUUGUGGGUCCUGUGUCUGUGCGCCUGUCCUCCCCCCUUUCCCUGGAGGAGAUAAAAGAGAAGAACCCUCUGGUGACCCCAGGAGGCCAUUACCGUCCUCCGGACUGUGAACCGAGACACCACACAGCUAUCGUGAUACCCUACCGGAACCGGCAGAGCCACCUGCGUACACUCCUCUACCAUCUGCACCCCUUCCUGCAGAGACAGCAGAUACACUAUGGAAUCUACAUCGUACACCAGUUCGGAAACUCGACAUUUAACCGUGCAAAACUACUGAAUGUGGGAGUGCGGGAAGCUCUGAAGGAGGAGGACUGGGGUUGUAUCUUCCUCCAUGAUGUGGACCUGCUUCCAGAAAAUGACCACAAUACCUACACGUGCCACCCACAGUACCCCACUCAUCUCUCUGUGGCUAUGGACAAGUUCAGAUACAGGCUUCCAUAUCCUCAGUACUUUGGUGGAGUGUCUGCUGUCACUCCAGACCAGUACCUGAAGAUGAAUGGCUUCCCAAAUCAGUACUGGGGCUGGGGAGGAGAGGAUGAUGACAUUGCUGCUCGAAUUCGUCUAUCUGGGAUGAAGAUAGUGCGCCCUCCUGUGGUCAUGGGUCAUUAUAAGAUGAUUAAGCAUAAAGGGGACAAGGGUAAUGAGCAGAACCCCAGAAGAUUUGACUUACUGAAGCACACAUGGUUAAACUGGAGAUCAGAUGGAGUCAACUCACUCACUUAUGAGCUCUUGUCCAAAGAGUUAGAGCCACUGUACACCAACCUGAGUGUCAACAUUGGGGAGGACCCUCACCCUCCUCCCAAAAAGUCUGCACUCGCUAAAAAUGCUUCUCGACCUGCAGCAAAACCCAAAGAUAGAGACAAAGACAAGGAGACACUAGGAAGGCAGUCCACCCAAACUACCAAAUUAGAAGAGGGUUACGUAAAAGUAACCAAUAGGAGUUCAGACAUUGGUCAGAAAGCUGCCUUGAAACAGGAAAUUGUUUGAUGACGUAGACAUAGUCCAUGAAGCACUGGCAUUACAUGUGGAUUUGUACUGUGCCAGUGCUUCGUUUCCUCUUUAAUAUCAUCGCGUUUUGCACUGAGGUGAGCAUUCGGGUAAGUUGAAUUAUUGCACUGAAUGUCUACACUGGCAUGGUGUCAUUUGCACAGACUUCUGCUGUACCAUUUCCUGACGAUCUCCUUGCCACGGAAUUCAUCUGAGCAUGAACUGAGCUAAAUAUUAAUGAAAAUGAUGUGCUCAUGUGUAAUACUGCUGUAGAGACACUUGCACCAGUGCUAGUCCUGUGUGCUAAUCCAGCCAGCCUGCGGUUAACUGCUAAUCUUCACACCAAUGUGUGUGUUCUGUCUCUUUGUGCCUUUUCUCGCUCUAGAACCAGUUUCUGUCAGCAUCUUUUUACAUAUGUUCUUUAUCUCGAAGACAAGCAUAUUAGUGCACGUUUGUGUAUUGGAGUAAUAGGCUACUAAAUGCUCUGAAUUGCUGCUGUUCUUACUUUUCAUCACCAUGCAGCUUUGUGAUCUUGUGCUUGAGCAGACUUAUCACUGUGUACUAUUUUUGGUCUUGCUGUGGAAAUGUGCAGCUCCUCGUGUUUGAACAGAUUUGUGUUUUUACUUUAGAAGUGCAUAAUCUAAAAGUACUUUUCUUAGCUGGCCAAAUAACUCUUUAUUUUCAAGUAUAAUUAACAGUUAUUCCAGGAAAUCGAGUUGUACAUGAGCUGAUAGCUGACGAGGCGCAUAGCGCCAAGUAGGCUAUAAGCCAUGUACGACGAGAUUGAAUGGAAUAACUGUUUUAUUCUAUCCACAUUCACUGGAUUUUGAGAAAGAGCAUUUUUAUUUUUUGCAAAUUCGAUAAAUGAAAACUUUAUACAAGACAUCCGACAAAAUCAUUUCCGUUUAGAAUGUAAACAAACCGGCGACAUGACAGUAGCAAUUUGUGAAAAAUGCUAUAAUGAUUCUUGAAAAAUAAAGAUACGUUCUUACCAUCAAAUACUUUUACUCUGUAUUUUAUUGCUUUUUUUGUAGUUUUUGGGGUUUUGUUUUCAAGUAGAGUUUUUAUUUUGUCCUCGGUUGGUUCAGCAACACGCUCUGCCAUUUUGUUUUUCUCUACUCAUGGUAUAUGGUCUGAUAGCCUUGUAGUAGAGUAGCCAAUCCGGGCGUGCGAUUGCUCAUAUCCAGUGAAUGUGGAUAGAAUAAUAAGGAAUAUCCAUUACUGCCAUUAUUGACUCUUUUGGUUAGACAAUCAUAAGGAUAAGCUAAAUAGCUGACAAAUCAAUCAGUUAACAAAUUUCUGUCUAAAAGUUCAUUUUUUAUCAUUAUAACAUAUAAUAGCGAGUGAGAUUUAUUCAAGAUAUUUUAUAGUAGAUUUGUUAAAGUAUCAGCGUUAUCAUAGUUUGGUGAGCUACUUUAUUUUAUUGCAGGUCUCAUGGAAAGUGUUGCUGCAUAUAAUUGAUAUAAUUAUCACUAUCAUCUUUGUGCACAUUCUAUAUUUAUUCUAUAAAAUGCCCCAGCAGACAUUUGCCAUAUGCAAAAAUAUAUAUAUUUCUAAUUAAAAAAUGAACCAAGUAUCUAUACAUACUGAUACACAAAUAUUAAUCAAGCUAAUCUAUUUCUGAACCUUAACACUGCUGUGAAAUGGUUGGUGUUUUAAAUGCAUUGUCUCCUCACAGAGGGCAUAUAGCACUUUUUCUGGGUUUUUUUCUUGUAUCCGGCAAUAUCAGAAAGUGAUUAUUUGAAUGUACUUCAUUUCAACUAUGUUUGUAAUGCUGUCUCUCUUUCCCAUUUGAAACUGCCAGUUGUUACGUUUUAUGUUUGGCAGGACUUGUAAGGCAGUAAUGUAACAGAGACCUGCAUAUAGAUCCUAACUAUGAGUUAAUAAACCUAAUUUUUAUGACUCGUUUAUUAGAGUAAAGGUAAUUAGGUACUUUAUUAGGUAAGAGUUAAUUAGAUCUACCAUUGAUAAACCUAAAAUUGAUUUAUUAA